Molecule: messenger RNA, 1576 nt
Organism: Neltuma alba
Lineage: Eukaryota; Viridiplantae; Streptophyta; Magnoliopsida; Fabales; Fabaceae
Product: presenilin-like protein At2g29900
Exons: 1
Coding region: 112-1488 (458 amino acids)
Biological process (GO): protein processing; membrane protein ectodomain proteolysis
Cellular component (GO): membrane; gamma-secretase complex
Molecular function (GO): aspartic endopeptidase activity, intramembrane cleaving
Source: RefSeq, a predicted model, not a curated record
GUAACCAAAACCGGAGACAUUGCGAUCGUGGAAAUACUGACCGGCGAAUAAAUUAGCCUGCCCUGUGUAAUUCGAAGAAAGCCUGAAUCUUUUCGAUCUUUGAAUUCUCCCAUGGCCCAAAACCGAAGCUCCCAGAGCGUUCUUGACACUAUGGGGGAAGAAAUUGUUAGAAUCCUUGCACCUGUAUCGCUCUGUAUGGUGUUGGUAGUAAUCCUGGUCUCAAUUCUUAAUGACAGCUCUGCUACAUCGUCAAUCUCAAGUAUAGCCACCAUGGCAUAUAGUGAGACUGGCACAGACUCUUCCUGGGACAAAUUCGUGGGCGCCGUUUUGAAUUCCUUGGCAUUCGUGGUUGCUAUUACUGUUGUAACAUUUGUUUUGGUCCUUCUCUUCUAUUUCAGAUUCACCAGAUUCUUAAAACUAUACAUGGGUUUUUCUUCUUUUCUUGUUUUGGGAUUCUUGGGUAGUGAAAUUGCAAUGUUUUUAAUUGAACAUUUUAGCGUCCCAAUUGAUUGCAUAACAUUUUCUCUAGUUGCCUUCAAUUUUGCUGUUGUUGGUGUGUUGGCCGUCUUUAUGUCAAAAAUGGCAAUUGUUAUUACACAAGGGUACUUGGUUCUUAUUGGAGUGUUGGUCGCUUACUGGUUUACUAUGUUACCUGAAUGGACCACUUGGGUACUACUGGCUGCCUUGGCAUUGUAUGAUCUUGCAGCAGUCUUAUUGCCUAUUGGACCACUAAAGCUUUUAGUAGAGCUUGCAAUAUCGAGAGAUGAAGAAAUUCCAGCACUGGUUUAUGAGGCUAGGCCAGUAAACUGUGAUAAUUUAGACCCCAGGGCUGGUGUGACUCAGAGGCGGGUAUGGAGGGAUAGGAGGAUUGAGAAUUCAAAUAAUCAAAUUGAUUCCAACCUGAGUGUUGGAUCAAACUCCACUCUCAAUGCCAAUGCUCUUUUGAAUUCAAAUUUGGAUGGUAGUAAUCCAGAUGUAACUCACAAUGCAACAAAUUUGGUUAUGGAAAAUGCUGUCUCAAAUCCAAGUUUUAAUUCUAAUACUUCUGAUGGCAUCUGUUCUGACAGAAAUUUAGUCAGAGCGGAAGAGGGACAAGUUCAGGAAACUGAUUCAGAGCUUUCGGCUCCUCUAAUUGACCAUGGAACGAAUGUCCAGUUGAAUAGAGCAGAAGCAGUGUCAAAUGCAAAUUCGAUGCUGGAGGGAAUCGGGCUAGCAUCAUCUGGUGGAAUCAAGUUAGGGUUGGGAGAUUUCAUCUUCUAUAGUGUUUUGGUUGGCAGGGCGGCAAUGUAUGAUUUUAUGACUGUAUAUGCAUGCUAUCUUGCUAUUGUUGCUGGUCUGGGAAUCACUUUGAUGCUUUUGGCACUCUAUCAGAAAGCCCUCCCUGCUCUUCCAGUGUCAAUUACAUUGGGAAUGUUGUUUUAUUUUUUGACCAGGCUCUUGCUUGAGGUAUUUGUGGUACAAUGCUCCCUGAAUCUCUUGAUGUUCUAAAGUUAACUAUAUUACUUGAAUUUGGAAGUUGACUAUCAAGUAUAUUCCAAUUCCAUCAUUUCGUGAAUAUAUUCUUAGUUUAAAAUUC